GACUGACACGGAGACCGACUGACAACUUGUCCACGUUUCUGCAUCCAAGUAAAAUUACUAUUGGAAGCGUUAAUCAAUGAGAUAGUCUGAAGCAAGAGUCCGAACCUUACACGUCUUUACAUCAACGCUCGCGUGGAUUCCGCUGCUUUGGUUUGCUGAGGCCUCAGCUCAACGCGGAGUGGCGCCAAGCUAAAUGGUUUGCCAGGCCUGUGAAAAGAAGCUAUCAAAGGUUGCCUGCCCGGAAAAGUGGCGGGACAGCAAGGGUGACAAGCAGGGCGAGAGCAGCGGGCGCAAGGUCAACGAGAACAAGUUGCUCAAAGGGGCAAAACGAUACCAACCAUACAACAAGAAAUGCAAGACGUGCAAACAGAACCUGCACCAAGACGGCCUGUACUGCCAGGCCUGCACCUAUGCUAAAGGUGAAGGGGCUUGUUUCGCCUGGCGAGUCGCGCACCGCAAGUGCAGGAGGCGCCACGACUCCGUCGCCGGCCGCUCAGCAGCCCGCUGCCGCAGCUCAGCAGCAGCCAAAGAAGAAGGUCGACUAGGGGCCCAGCUCCUUCUCAUUUCCCACCCUGAGCGGGGCAGACGACUCGCUUCCUGCUAACGCUCUCUUGCGGCCUGCGGUGGCGCCCUCGCCCUCCGCUAAAGCCGU
Messenger RNA from Chlamydomonas reinhardtii, 652 nucleotides. RefSeq lists its product as uncharacterized. Gene Ontology annotation, molecular function: microtubule binding. The transcript is spliced from 6 exons. The coding region runs from base 194 to 604 and encodes 136 amino acids. The record is from RefSeq and is a predicted model, not a curated record. NCBI's taxonomy places the organism in Eukaryota, Viridiplantae, Chlorophyta, Chlorophyceae, Chlamydomonadales, Chlamydomonadaceae. Gene Ontology annotation, biological process: cytoplasmic microtubule organization.